UCUAUGGUUAACUUUUUAAGCAAGCGAGUGGCGUUCAGUUGAGUUCCGUACAAAUAUUUAGCAAAACCAAGAGUUUUACACAAGUAUAUUUCUGGUAAAGCAUCAUUAAUAUAAGAUUGUUUCGUGCGUUAUUUUGUACAGUUAAAAGAAAACUAAAUUAUUAAACAUGAGUGGAGAACGUCCAAAGCGCCCCCUAUCUGCCUAUAUGUUAUGGCUUAAUGAGAACCGCGAACAAAUUAAAAAAGACAAUCCUGGCAGUAAGGUAACAGAUAUUGCUAAAAAGGGUGGUGAACUAUGGCGUGCAAUGAAGGAUAAAAGCGAAUGGGAACAAAAGGCUAUUAAAAUGAAGGAAGAUUACAACAAAGCAGUUAAGGAAUAUGAAGCAAAUGGUGGUACCGAUACAGGUGCUGGUAAGAAGCGUAAGAGCAAGGGAGCCAAGCCAGUCAAGAAAUCAAAGAAGAAAGAGACUUCUGAAGAGGAAGAAGAGGAGGAUAGCGAGUAAACUUCUCUAUUAAAAUAUAACAUCAGAAAACUUAAGUUAAAACAUUUAAGUAAAUUAAUUUAAGACUUACAUUCAUGUAAUAAAAACUCAAAAAAAAAAUUGACAAAAACAAAAAUCAAAAAAAAAAACAAUAGAAAAUAUUUAUAAUGUUAAAUCUAAUUGCUGGCUUUUCAACUUUUAACUUCUUUAAUAUAACUUGAUAUCUACACAUGUGGCAAGUGUUUUAACCAAUUAUGCCAAUUGUUGAGACACCGAUAACAACUUAA
Messenger RNA from Teleopsis dalmanni, 768 nucleotides. It is a transcript of the gene HmgZ, whose product is annotated as high mobility group protein Z. NCBI's taxonomy places the organism in Eukaryota, Metazoa, Arthropoda, Insecta, Diptera, Diopsidae. The record is from RefSeq and is a predicted model, not a curated record. The coding region runs from base 167 to 502 and encodes 111 amino acids. Gene Ontology annotation, molecular function: transcription cis-regulatory region binding. The transcript is spliced from 3 exons.